Molecule: messenger RNA, 1488 nt
Organism: Quercus robur (English oak)
Lineage: Eukaryota; Viridiplantae; Streptophyta; Magnoliopsida; Fagales; Fagaceae
Exons: 2
Coding region: 228-1214 (328 amino acids)
Source: RefSeq, a predicted model, not a curated record
UUCUCUCUGAAAAAAUUCUCUCAAUUUUUUCUCAAAUAACACAACCCAUUUUGAUCUUCAACCCAUUUUCAAAAGCAGAAAAUUUUCCCAACUGCUGCCUUGCUCUCUCCUUAUUCGACACUUCCCAGUCCACAACAGACCUGAUCUGGCUUUCCUCACCACAAAAACAGACCGAUUCAAUUCAAGAAAACGGGUUCAAAGAUUUUCCCCAGAAAAUAGAUUCUAAAAUGAGUAAAGCAAAAUAUGUACCUGACCCUAUUCUUGAAGACAUCGUUCGCAACUGUGGGCUAGCUAGUCGAUUGAAAUUUUCUGCUGCUUCAAAGGGGUGGGGAUUAAUUGUUGAGAAAAUUCGUAAAGACUCACCGGUGACAACAGAUUUGGGCUUUGUGGUGGCGGCAUAUGCUGGUAGCAUUAAACAAAGAUUUACCAUUUGGAAGGUUGAAAAGGAGGGUACAGAGUGUGUCAAGGUAUUAUCUGAUACUACACGUUUGUCCUUCGUUGGCUGCUCCGGGGGAUGUAUUCUGUUCAGGGAGAAUUUUUAUGACCGAAAGAAGGAGUUUCAGGUUACUGAUCCUCUGGAAGGAUUUCAAUGGAAGGUCCCAUUUCAUCCCAAAGCUGGUCCUCAUCCAAAAUUUGCAGUAACAGGACACAAACAGUUUCUGCUAUUGUUCCAAUUGUUCAAGCACACAAACGUAGUCGAUUCAACUACCAGAUUCGUGCUAUUCAACUCAGGAUGCCAUGAGUGGGAAGAGAGGGUAGUUUAUAUAAGAAAUUCUUAUUUGAUGAAAGAAAAAGAAUUUAAGCGGGAUGACUGCAACAAGGAUGGGGUUUUUUGGCAACAGAAAUUUUACUCCUUUUGGAGUUCUCUUCUAAUGGAGUAUGAUGUUGAUAAUGAUGUGUUGACGCUUUUCAGAAUACCUGAGGAAAUGCAUUUGUUAGAAUCAAAGUCAAGGUUACUUUUAUACAGAUGGUUGGAUUCUGAAUUGCAUCUUUGGCGUUUCCAGGGGCAGCACAGCCAAUCUAUUUUGAAGAAAUUGUGUGCAAUAACAGAAAUUUCUAGAGGCCAGCCUUUAUUUUUUGAUGAAGAUGUAGGGAUCAUCUAUAUGAGAGGUCAAGAUACGGUAUUGUUUUCUUAUAGUUUAGAGAAUCACGAAGAGGUGAAAUUGUUGGAAAUAAGCAGCAAUAAUGCUGAAGUUAAAAUGUAUAAAUUCUGAGAGGAAGUGAAGUGAUGUUGAGGCUUCUGGAGGUUACACGGAUUUUUUUGAUGUAGGUGUAUUUGCUGGUAUGUUGACAUUUUUUUAGAAUUUCUUUUUUUUUUUUUGAAAACAAAUUUGACAUUGGCUGCUCCAAAUAUCUCUCUCUUUACAGAAGGACAAAAAAGGGCAUUCUCAUCCCAAAUGUAUAGGGGUUUUCAAUAGUAAAUAGGGAUUUUUUUUUUUUUGAUAUAUUUGUGGAGGCUCCAAAUCUCUCUCUUUACAGAUAAGGAUU